AUGCAGUCCUGUUUGCUUGUCUUGAGUGACCUGACGUCUUGGCCUGCUCUGAUCGCUGGAGUCACCAACCAGUACGAACAAUUGUAUCUCUUCAAGGAAAUCAGCGCCAUCGGGUUGCAGAUCGACAACAGCUUGUUCCCGGACAGGCUUCACAAGGUCCAAACGACGCGUUCCUGGGAGUUCCUCGGGCUGGAGAGCGGCGGCGAGCCGAAGGAGUGGAAGUACGACGCCAAGUUCGGCGAGGGGGUCGUCAUUGGAAACGUCGACACUGGUGUAUCGCCGACAUCCCAAAGCUUCCGGGACGACGGCUUCGGCGCGCCGUCGGGGUGGCGUGGCAAAUGCGAUUCCGGCGAAGACUCCACGUUCCACUGCAACAAAAAGUUGAUCGGCGCGAGGAUUUUCAACGCCGGCAUCCAGGUGCCGAAUUUCCUGGACCAGCCGGUGGAAGGCAAGCAGCUGAACCAGACUGACCUGAACUCGCCGCGGGACUACGACGGGCACGGCUCGCACACUCUGUCCACCGCGGGCGGCGGUUUCGUCCAGGGCGCCAGCGCCUUCGGCCGCGGGAAGGGCACGGCCAAGGGCGGCUCGCCGCGGGCGCGCGUGGCCUCGUACAAGGCGUGCUACACGGCGGGGUGCUCCAGCCUGGACAUCCUCGCGGCCAUACUCGCGGCGGUCGAGGACGGCGUGCACGUGCUGUCGCUCUCGGUGGGCGCGCCGGCCGCGGACUACGUCGCUGACCUCAUGGCGAUCGGCACGUUGUACGCGGUCCACAAGGGGGUCGCCGUCGUGGCCUCCGCCGGCAACUCGGGCCCGCAGCCAGGCUCCGUGAGCAAUCUGGCUCCUUGGAUCCUCACGGUCGGCGCAAGCACCAUGGACAGAGACUUCGCAGCUGAUGUUGUCUUCGGCAACAGCACCAUCAAGGUUUGGUCGUCCAUAGAAGCUCGCAUGUACACCGUGCAGCCUUGCUCAAUUACUCAACUAACGCUAGCACUGUAUUUACCGUUCUGUAUGCAUGCAACGAAUCUGCAGGGACGAAGUCUAUCAGCGAGCACUCUGCCUGUUGGCCAGCCAUAUCCGAUGAUCAGCGGGCAGAACGCCUGCGCCGCGGAUCAAUCCAUCGACAACUCGACGUUGUGUUUUCCCGGUUCUCUGGACCCUGCCAAGGUGAGAGGCAAGAUAGUUGUGUGUACCAGGGGAGUGAACGGCAGAGUCGAGAAGGGGCUGGUGGUGAAGCAGGCCGGUGGCAUCGGGAUGGUCCUUUGCAACGACGCCGGCGGCGUGGACAUAAUCGCCGACCCGCACCUCCUUCCAGCGGUUCACUGCUCCUACUCACAGUGCUGGGAUCUCUUCAAGCACCUACAGUCCACCCAAUUUCCGGUCGGUUACAUCACAGCGAAGGACGAACUUGGCGUGAAGCCAGCGCCGGUGAUGGCAGACUUCUCGUCACGUCGGCCAAACACCAUCACUCCUCAGAUCCUCAAGCCUGACGUGACGGCGCCCGGCGUCGACGUGAUCGCCGCGUACAGCGAGGAAGCUCCGGCAACCGACCUGCCUUUCGAGGACCGCCGUGUCCCCUACAACAUGGUGUCCGGCACCUCCAUGUCGUGCCCCCACGUGGCGGGCGUCGCCGGCCUGAUCAAGGCGAAGCACCCCGACUGGAGCCCCGCGAUGAUCAAGUCGGCGAUCAUGACCACCGCAUUCACCGAAGCCAACGACGAGGGCCAAAUCCGGGACGAGACCGGCGCGGCCGCCACCACGUUCAGCUACGGCUCCGGCCACGUGAACCCCGUCCAGGCCCUGGACCCCGGCCUGGUGUACGGCACUACGCCGUACGACUACGCCAACUUCCUCUGCUCCGUGCGGCCGACCCAGACGCAGAACCUGAUCCCCUUGCCCCUCCCUCUGUUCGUCGGCGCCAAUGCCAACCCGUUCCAGUGCAGCCUUGGCGCCUACCGCCCCGAGAACCUCAACUACCCGUCCAUCUCCGCGGCCUGCCUCCCCGGCUCCGGCACCACCACGGUGAAGCGCCGGGUGAGGAACGUGGGCGCGGGGCCGUGGCUCCAGUACAACGUCACCGUCGUGCAGCCGGCUGCGGGGGUCAGGAUCACGGUGCAGCCAGGCACGCUGAGCUUCGGUAAAAUCAACGAGGAGAAGGAGUUCACGGUGAAGCUGGACGUCUAUGACACUGCCAUGGCCGGCCAUGUGUUCGGCAGCAUUGAGUGGUCAGACGGGAAGCACCGCGUCCGGAGCCCCGUCGUGGCCACCACCAAGUGCGGGUAGGGUAAGGUAGGGUGAUCGGGUGGGAUUCCUUCAAGCUGGAAUCGGCAAUCAAAAACACUAGUGUUGGCACGCUAAGGUUUACCAUUUGUUCGAGGGCGGCUGCUAGGCGUCGACCGGAUGAUUUCCUACAGAAAUCAUCCGCUUACCCAGCCGUCCGAUUUGGCUGAUCAGGACCGCUCCAUCCUCUGCUGAGUUGAGCAAAAUCGCAACGAG
Molecule: messenger RNA, 2496 nt
Organism: Triticum aestivum (bread wheat)
Lineage: Eukaryota; Viridiplantae; Streptophyta; Magnoliopsida; Poales; Poaceae
Product: subtilisin-like protease SBT5.3
Exons: 8
Coding region: 1-2283 (760 amino acids)
Biological process (GO): proteolysis
Molecular function (GO): serine-type endopeptidase activity
Source: RefSeq, a predicted model, not a curated record